CCAGACGGGAGGGGUCGGGUGGCAGCAAGUGCCUGCACAACCUUGAGUAACUAGGGAAACGCCCCGCCCUUUCCCGAAAUGCCCCGGAAGUGCCUCUACCCUCAGUAAAGAUGCAAGUAGCCUUUGACAUAGGGAGGCGGGGCUGCGCGUGCGCAACAAAUUCGGCGGGCAAGAUGGCGGAUGACAAGGAUUCUCUGCCCAAGCUUAAGGACCUGACAUUUCUCAAGAACCAGCUAGAGCGCCUACAGCAGCGUGUGGAAGAUGAAGUCAACAGUGGUGUAGGUCAGGAUAGCUCACUCUUGUCCUCGCCAUUCAUCAAGGGAUUCCUGGCAGGCUAUGUGGUGGCCAAACUGAGGGCAUCAGCAGUAUUGGGCUUUGCAGUGGGCACUUGCACUGGCAUCUAUGCAGCUCAGGCAUAUGACGUGCCCAACGUGGCGAAGACCCUGAAGAGCUACUUUAGGUCACUACGAAAGGGGCCUGACUAGACCCUUUGGAGAAGGCAGCAUGAGCUUGUUGAAUCUGCGGGUGGAGGCCUUCCUGUCAC
Messenger RNA from Phodopus roborovskii (desert hamster), 544 nucleotides. Its product is annotated as SLC35A4 upstream open reading frame protein. The record is from RefSeq and is a predicted model, not a curated record. NCBI's taxonomy places the organism in Eukaryota, Metazoa, Chordata, Mammalia, Rodentia, Cricetidae. Bases 111 to 485 code for a protein of 124 amino acids. The transcript has 3 exons.